Messenger RNA from Ananas comosus (pineapple), 5767 nucleotides. Its product is annotated as disease resistance protein RGA2-like. The record is from RefSeq and is a predicted model, not a curated record. Lineage: Eukaryota; Viridiplantae; Streptophyta; Magnoliopsida; Poales; Bromeliaceae. The transcript is spliced from 3 exons. Gene Ontology annotation, biological process: defense response to other organism. Gene Ontology annotation, molecular function: ADP binding; protein binding.
UCCUCCUUUCGUUUAGCCUUAUUCAUCUUAAUUUCAUUCAAUUCUUGAUCGAUCGAUCGAUUGAUUACAUCAAAAAGAAAAUGGCAGACGUAGUGGCUUCCGGCGUCCUGAACUCAUUGCUGGACAGACUGAGGGACCGAAUCACAAGCGAGUUUGGUCAGCUGAUGGACGUCGGCACCGAGCUGAAGAAGCUGGCGGGCACCCUCUCCGCCAUCCGCGACGUGCUCGAGGAUGCGGAGGCGCGGCAAGUGCAGGAGAAAGCUCUCAAAGGGUGGCUGCGACGCCUCAAAGACGUGGCCUAUGAUAUCGACGAUCUGCUAGACGAGGGCUUGGCCAAGAACCGGAAGAGGAGUUUAGCUGAUCCGGAAAGCAGUACUGCUAGCUGGAUGAUGGGAACGGUGAGUAACCUGUUAUCUUUGCCUGACUCAUUUAUUUCUCAGUUUAAGAUUGGUAGGGAGAUUAGAGAGAUUAGGGAGAGACUAGAUGAGCUCGCAGAGGGGAGAUCUAAGUUUCAUUUGCAAGAGAGAUCUUUAGUAAUAACAUGUUGCAGGCAAGAGAAUGCCGCGAGAGGAGAAACCGGCUCUUCCGUAAUUGAAUCGGAAGUUUUUGGUAGGGAAGAAGAUAAGAAAAAGAUCAUCGAAUAUCUUGUGGACACGUCCGGAGGUGAUCUCGGGAUUGUAGCAAUUGUUGGGAUGGGAGGGGUUGGCAAGACGAGGCUCGCCCAAUUUGUCUAUAAUGAUCAACAAGUAAGCAACCACUUUGAGAAGAAAAUAUGGGUGUGUGUUUCUAACGAUUUUGAUCCUAAAAGACUUGUCAGAUCGAUAAUAGAAUAUAUAACGGGAAAUGCUUGCGAUCUCACGAGCAUGGCAUCGAUGCAGUCUAAACUAAGACAGGAUCUUGGAAAAAAGAGAUUUUUGCUCGUGUUGGAUGAUGUAUGGAAUGAAAAUUAUAAGGAAUGGGACCAUGUUAGGACUCUACUAGUAACAAUUGGUGGUGUGGGAAGUAAAGUUAUAGUGACCACCCGAAGCAGCCAAGUAGCCUACCUAAUGGCCACGGCGGAGCCGCACUAUUUGAAGGCUUUAUCCGAGGAUGAUUGUUGGUUGUUGUUUGAGAAAAGAGCAUUCGGAGUAGGCGCCUGUGAAAAGACCAAAAAAUUGGUUGCCAUUGGAAAGGAGAUUGUGAAAAAAUGCGGCGGUAUCCCGUUGGCGGCAAAGGCUUUAGGUAGCUUGAUGCAUUCGAAAAGAAGGGAGAGCGAUUGGUCGGCAAUCUGAGACAAUGAGAUUUGGAACUUAGAAGAGAAUGAGAUUUUGCCGGCUCUCAGGUUGAGUUAUAAUCAUUUACCGUCGCACUUGAAGCAGUGCUUCGCAUAUUGCUCCAUAUUUCCAAAGGAUAUUUUUAUAGAAACUGAGACUCUGAUCCAACUUUGGAUUGCUGAAGGCUUCAUUCAGCCGCCAUUCGACAAAAGUGUGGAAUUGGCGGACGUGGGUAUGCAAUAUUUGAAAGAGCUAUUAUCGAGAUCACUAGUUGAGAAAGUUGAUAUAUGGUCAGAUGGCACAUUAACCAAUAUCAAGAUCCAUGAUUUAGUUCACGAUCUUGCGCAAUCUGUUUCCGGUGAAGAAUGUUCAAUCGUCGACAAAGACGGUCACAGGAAGGGCAUUUAUCCUAUGACACGUUAUUCAUCAUUUAUCUACGCAAAAGAGUCGACACCAUCGAUUUUAGAGAUCCUCGAUAGAGCCAAGAAGCUGAGAACCUUCUACUUUCAUGCAUCACAUGGUGUUCUGGUGGAAACAGAGAACUCUCAAAAACAGAAAGACGAGGAAGAUACGAUGUUGCAAAUUCUUCAAACUACUUUCUCUAGCAUGAGGCUUCUAAGGGCGCUUCAUCUCAGAUACUACCCGAUCGAAGAGUUACCGAUUACAAUUAGUAAUCUUAGACAUCUUAGGUACCUCGAUCUGUCGUCCACCGUCCUUAAAACACUGCCAACAUCUAUCGGCCUCCUCCAAAAUCUACAGAUUUUGAACCUACAACAAUGUAGCGUCCUCGAAACACUGCCAACAUCUAUCGGCUUCCUCCAAAAUCUACAGAUUUUGAACCUAAUGCUAUGCGAAUCUUUAAAAGAACUACCAGAAUCCAUUGGUGACCUUUCCAAUCUGUUAACAUUGAACCUUUCUUCCUGCAAGAGCCUUUUUUCCCUACCAAGUUCGACCGGUAAUCUAAGGAGCUUGCAACACUUAGACCUAUCAUUUUCUAGAGUCCAAAAGUUACCUGAAACUGUUUGUCACCUCUCCAAUCUUCGAUCGAUGAAUCUAUGGUGUUGUCACGCUUUAGACGAGCUACCAGUGAGCAUGAAAAACAUGACCACUGAACUAUAUAUUAUUAUGGAUGGUUUGCAUGACUUGACGAUCAUGCCUUCGCAAAGAGGACGCCGAGCUGUCUUUGAAGACUGCUCUGUUUUUUCCUUUCUGAGAAGGGCUCGAGGCACUCCGAGUUAUGCUGGAUUCGAAGGCAACACUCGAAAGAAUUUCGUAAAGCAUUAUAUUAAAAAAAUUGACAAAAUAAGGAUCCAAUAUGGACCCUUGGAUGAAGAGGAUUUUCAUUUGCAAGAGAGAUCUGUAGUAAAAUGCUGUAGGCAAGAGAAUAUUGCAAGAGAAGAAACUAGUUCCUUCGUAAUCGAAUCGGAAGUUUAUGGUCGGGAAGAAGAUAGGAAAAAGAUCAUCGAAUUUCUCCUGGACAAGUCUGGAGGUGAUCUCGGGAUUAUAGCAAUUGUUGGGAUGGGAGGGCUCGGUAAGACGACACUCGCGCAAUUAGUCUAUAAUGAUCAACAAAUAAGCGAUCACUUUGAGAAGAGAAUAUGGGUGUGUGUUUCUGAUGAUUUUGACCACAAAAGACUUGUCAGAUCAAUAAUAGAGCAUACAACAGAAAAUUCUUGCGAUCUCACAAGCAUGGCGUCGAUGCAGUCUAAACUAAAACAGGAGCUUGCGAAAAAGAGAUUUUUGCUCGUGCUGGAUGAUGUAUGGAAUGAAAAUUAUGAGAAAUGGGACAAAUUUAGGACUUUGCUAACUAUUGGCGUGACCGAAAGUAAAAUUAUAGUGACCACCCGCAGUAGUAGAGUUGCCUCAGUAACGGCCACGGUGGAGUCACACUUUUUGAAAACUUUAUCUGAGGAUGAUUGUUGUUUGUUGUUUGAGAGAAGAGCAUUUGGGAUAGGUGCUAAUGAGAAGACCGCAAACUUAGUUACCAUUGGAAAGGAGAUUGUGAAAAAAUGUGGCGGUGUCCCGCUGGCAGCGAAGGUUUUAGGUAGCUUGAUGCGCUCUAAGAGAAGGGAAAGUGAGUGGCUCGCUGUUCGGGACAAUGAUAGUUGGAAGUUAGAAGAGAAUGAGAUUUUACCAGCUCUAAGGUUGAGUUAUAAUCAUUUGCCGUCGCACCUGAAGCAAUGCUUUGCAUAUUGCUCCAUAUUUCCAAAGGAUACUAUUAUAAUAGCUAAGGACCUGAUCCAACUUUGGAUUGCUGAAGGAUUUGUUCAAUCACUCACCGAGAGUGUGGAAUUGGAAGACGUUGGUUACCAAUAUAUCGAAGAGCUAUUAUUGAGAUCACUUUUCGAGGAACAUAGGCAUGUGAUAGGUGCUGUCGUGAUUCAUGAUCUUGUUCAUGAUCUUGCUCAAUUUGUUUCAAGUGAAGAAUGUUCAAGCAUUGCCAAAGCUGUCAAUAGAAGAGACAUAUAUCCUACGACACGUUAUUCAUCUUUUAUCUACACAAUAGAGAUAAUACCUUCCGUUCUAGAGAUCCUCAAUAAAGUCAAAAAGUUGCGAACCUUUUACUUCCUCAAGUCACAUCCUUUUGUGCAGAUAGGAAAUGAAGAUGUGAUGCUGAAGAUUCUUCAAACUGUUUUCUCUAGUAUGAAGCUUCUAAGAGCACUUUAUCUUAAAUACUACCCGAUCAAAGAAUUGCCAAAUUCAAUUAGUAAUCUUAGACACCUAAGGUAUCUCAAUUUGUCAUACACAAACCUCGAAACGCUCCCACAAUCUAUUCGUUUCUUGCAGAAUCUGCAAGUUUUGGACCUGCAAGGAUGUCGAUUUUUAAAAGAAUUACCAGACUCCAUUAGUAAUCUCUCCAAUCUACUAACACUGAAUCUUGAAUGUUGCACAAGCUUUGUCUCCCUACCAAAUUCCGUUGGUCAUUUAAAGAGUUUGCAAACCUUAAACCUCACAUCUACCAGAAUAAAAAAGUUGCCCGAAAGCAUAUGUUGCCUCUCAGAUCUUCGAUCAAUUAAUCUAAGAUGCUGUCUCCUUCUACGCGAGCUCCCGGAGAACAAGAAGAACACAGAAAGUCUUACAUGUCUUAGCACAAGUCAUUGCCAUAAAUUAACGCGCAUGCCCGCUGGACUUAGACUGCCAAUCUACUUUCGAGAAGUACUUCUCUUUGAUCUUUGCGAAAAGAGCGAGUGCGGCCUCAAGGAGCUCAACAGGCUUAAUCCUAAAGGCAUCUUAUUGAUUUAUAGCCUGGAAAAUGUGAAGAAUUUCCAGCAGGCUAGAGAGGCUAACUUAAUAGAAAUGGAUGGCCUUAAUGCACUAUCAUUAGCAUGGGACUUGGAUACUUACAAGAAGCAAAUGGAAGCAUGCGUGCACACUGAUGUAGAAGGAAGAAGCAGGCAAGGUCUGAUCAAUGCACUUGCGGUAGCCGAAGAAGUCCUUGACAGCCUCCAACCGCAUGAAAAUUUGACCCUACUUAAGAUAAUUCGCUACCCGGGCAAAAUUUUUCCGAAAUGGUUGGAGUCAAGUCUCCCAAAUCUUGUUCAGCUUCAGUUAUCUUCUUGUUUCAGAUGCAAGACCCUCCCAAGAAUAAGUCAAUUGCAUAACCUUGAGACCCUUGCUCUCGAGAAGCUUCCCGCCGUCAAGUCUCUUCCGCCUCUCGGGCAGUUGCCUGCUCUUAAAGUCCUGCAUCUCGUUUCUCUCCUAGCCGUCAAGAGUUUGGGCUCAGAGUUCUAUGGUGCAGGCGAUGGUGCGUUCCCUGUAUUGGAGAACUUGAGUCUAGAACACAUGCCUGAGUUGGAGGAGUGGUGUGAAGCGUCAGCUACGCAACGAUCUUUUCCUUGUCUGUCGGAGUUGAGGCUACUAGACUGCCCAAAACUAAAAGAAUUGCCCUUGUCUUUUCCGUCCGUCGAGCAGCUGUAUUUGUGCGCUAAUAGUGAGCUGCUGCUAUCUUCUCUCCCACGCGGCGCAUUUCCAAAUCUCAAGGUUGUACACUUGGCAAAUUCUGAUGACCCUGCUGGACCAUCUGUUCUGCAAAUUCUCGCGGAGCGCUUAACAUUCGUAAAAUGUCUGAACUUCUGCUGGUGGAAUACUAUGCACGGUGAUGAUCUAGACUUCAUCAGAUGCUUUGCGGAACUCCCAUAGCCUUUGUUUUGGAAUAUUGUAUACAGUGGCCAUAGAAAAAAAAAAAAAAUUAAGAAAAUGUGUUGAUGUUUGCGGGUCUUUAAGUCUAUUCUUCUGCAAGUUUGUAUUUUAUGACUUUGUAUUUUGUAAAUUUGUUUUAGUGGGUACUUUUUAAUACCAGUUCAAUCAUUAAUGCUCGUUCUCUAUAGUGUUAUAUUAUAUCAGAUUAUAUAGAAUGUGUGGCCAACUUGAAAAAAAAAAAAAAACAAACUCACUUAUGGUUUCUCCUGCAUUGUAAUUUUCUUCUCCCGCAAAUAAAACCAUCAAAUUCACUUAUGUAUUCUACUACUUUCUUUAUUAAAUUUAAAAUUCAAAUUUAAUAAGUUAUCCAAUUU